Heterocephalus glaber (naked mole-rat) is the source of this 939-nucleotide messenger RNA. NCBI's taxonomy places the organism in Eukaryota, Metazoa, Chordata, Mammalia, Rodentia, Bathyergidae. The record is from RefSeq and is a predicted model, not a curated record.
UCCAUGGCCAGUGCAAAUAACGUGACUGAGCUGAUCAUCACCGGGCUUUUCCAAGGUGCAGAGGUGCAGAAAGCGUGCUUUGUGCUCUUCCUGCCCGUGUACCUGGCCAUACUGCUGGGCAACGGCCUCAUCGUCCUGACAGUCAGUGUCAGUCAGAGCCUGCGCGCCCCCAUGUACUUCUUCCUGGGCUACCUGUCCCUGGUGGAGAUCUGUUACUCCUCCACUGUGGUGCCUAAGUUCAUUGCGGAUCUGCUCGCCAAGGUUAAAGCCAUCUCCUUCAAGGGCUGCCUGGUUCAGAUAUUCUUCUUCCACUUCUUUGGUGUCGCUGAGAUCCUCCUGCUCGUGGUGAUGGCCUAUGACCGCUAUGUGGCCAUCUGCAAGCCUCUGCACUAUAUGAGCGUUAUGAGUCGCCAACUGUGUCACAUGCUGGUGGCUGGUUCCUGGCUGGGGGGCUUUCUUCACUCCCUCAUUCAGAUUCUAAUCACCAUCCCAUUGCCCUUCUGUGGUCCCAAUGUGAUUGACCACUACUUCUGUGACCUCCAGCCAUUAUUCAGGUUGGCCUGUGCUGACACCUCUGUGGAGGGCAUCACUGUAUUGGCCAACAGUGGAUUGAUUGCUCUGUGCUCCUUCCUCAUCUUGCUGUGCUCCUAUGUGGUCAUCCUGGUCAGCCUGAGGAACCAUUCUGCAGAGGGGAGGCACAAGGCCCUCUCCACCUGUGCCUCUCACAUCACGGUGGUUGUGUUGUUUUUUGGGCCUGCCAUUUUCCUCUACAUGCGUCCCUCCUCUACCUUCACUGAGGACAAGCUGGACAAGCUGGUGGCUGUGUUCUACACAGUCAUCACCCCCAUGCUGAACCCCAUCAUCUACACACUCAGAAAUGCAGAGGUGAAAAUUGCCAUGAGGAAGUUGUGGAGUGCAAAACAGUCAAGGAUGGGGUGA